CAACUCACGCGCAGCUCUACUGCGCAUGCUCAGAAACGAGGCAAGGCGACAGUCGACUGCCGCCGCUUGAUUGGCUGGAAGGACUACGGCGGCGGGCGGCGCUGAGGGGCCUUUGUCUGCGGUGCAAACGAUGGAUAGACAUCGGACGUCAUCCCAUCAGUUACAGUGAGAAGCUGAAGUAACCUGCUAAGUUCCAGGCUUCAUAAGUCUACAAGCUCGUCGCUUCUGAGUCCAUUGUUGAAUCCAGCCAUGAGCAACUUACAAGGUCCCAAUCCAUCGUACGAGCAGAAGCUCGAAAAGCUCCAGCGCUACUUGCCGUUCCUGCGGAAAAUGAUCACCAAACUGGAGCGUACAAACGAUCCUACGAGAACGGCGCAGCUGCAAAAGAUGAAACAUCUGCAUGCAAUAUUGACGGACAGCUCCAGAAAGCUUAAAUACGAGCUGCUGGUGAAAUGUGAGGGUGUCCUUCAAAAGCUACAUGACAAGAUUGAAGGGGAAUCGGAUGAUGAUGUUAUGGAGCUACCUCAGCCAGCGCGACCACAGCCCCAACGGCCGCCGCCACCAGAGCAUCAAAGGCGCAUGCUGUAUCCGGAAUCGGAGUGGGAGAGGCCAUCGCCUCCCCGUGAAGUUCAGCGCUCUGCCCCCAGUUCAUCAGGCGCGAGCCGACUCUCCGACGACCCUCCGGUUCACAGUCCACCACUCAGCUCAUUUGUGGAACGGAUAAGCAUGUCCUCGCCCUCCGCGAGUUUCAACGAAAUGGACCAACCUCGUAGUCCAAGUCCCGAAGUCGUAGCCCAGAUCCCAGGGGCGUUUGCUGGAAAUGACCACAAGGACAAAAAGUUUGAAAGGGGAAGAGAAAUUCUCCGAAAGCUGAUGAUCGGCAUGUCAAAAACCCUGGAUGAAACUGAAGUACAGAGUCCACCAGACGUUGAUGCAUCUGCUUCGAGGGGUCCGAAAAUCAUUCCGCUUGAACGUGAAAGCUCCACUGAUACCCCCGAUAGUGAGCUGCGUGUUGAUGAUAUCGCAGUUCCGGGGUGCAGUGAUCAUGGCACAGAUCCCCGUGGCGCGACGACAAUGCCCGCAGAGAGUGAUGCAUACAAUCCGGAAGAUGAGUGGAGCGAGAUUCGAAAGAAGCCGACCUUCAGGCCAUCUUUUAUGUCGAAGCCACCGCUCUCUAAAGAGGAUUUGGAAGAGCUGAACAGAGACCUGGGUGCAGGUAGCACGUCUGGUGGGACCUCAGAGGAGAAAAGACGAGAAGGAGGCAGCAGCUCCUCAUCUAGAAGUCGGCACAGAUCUGGUGAGUCCGGUAGCAGAAGACAUGGCUCAACUGAUGAUCGACGUGAUAAAGGAGAUCGAAGGGAUCGUCCUCACUCCAGUGAAAGCAGACUUGUGAUAAGGAAAGGCGAAACAUUAGCGGACGCGAAACGGCGGCGCUUUGAAGAGUGGAAGAAGGCUGAGAUCGAGAGGAGAAAAAAGCGAAAAGCAGAGCUAAAGCAUUCUAGUCAUGGAAGAAGUCGUCACGAACCAUCUAGAUCUUCUUCAAGCCAUCAUCGCAGAGAGCAUUCUCAAGAUCGUCCAUCGUCCCACAAAGCCGACCGAAAUGUCUCUAGGCAUGGGGAUACUGAUAAAGUGGACUCGAAAGAAAAAGCGACAGGAAAGACGUCUCAAGAUUCGACGGGGAGGAACCGCACUGAAUCAUUGUCCAUGGAUCCGAAAACGAAAACGGGUUCUGUGAAAGACCCGAGAAAGCAAGGCGAUUCCAGAUCUGAUGAAGCAGCUGAAACUUCCAAGAAACCUGAUGCGACAGUGGAAAAAGUAAGUGAACAGUUAAAGAAAUACUCCGUUCAGGAACUGGUAAAAACUGUGCACGAAAGUUUGAGUCCCGUGGCAAGAAAAAAGGAGCUGCCAGCAGAUGACCUCGAGCAAACAUUUACAUGUCUGGUCAUCCGGAACCUCCCUCCAAACACAUUGCGGCAAGAUAUUUUCCGCCUGUUCCAUGGCUUCGGUAUCGUGGAGCUCGUGCUUGAGGUGCACUUUUCAUUCACAUGUGCUGGCAUAGCUUAUGCUAAGCUAGCAGAACAUUCUGAGGCGAAGCGAGCUAGAAAGGAACUUGCAGACAAGGAAGUGCAUGGAAAUCCCGUGAAAAUAUCUCCUUGCGCUGAUGGCAUCUUCAGAGAAGCAAAGCGAACUUACGAGCAAACCAUGAAUGCACGCGAAGAGCAGUACGCAAAGCGUCAAAGUCAGCAAUCGCAACCGGCACCCCAGCCUACUGCUCUUCAGUAUCCACACCAAGUGCAUGAUCCCAGGACAUACCAUCCGAAGUACCCUAGUCACCCUCACGGCGUGUCUUCGCCGCUCCUGCCUCGGCCCGCUCCGGUGGGUGUAGGUUUCAAUCAAAGACCCUCACUGCCGGGCCGGUCGGGCUUUGUUCCACAGCAGCCGGCUCCACAUCAUCACAAUCAAAGUCCAAAAUUUCAACCUCACCCGGCAGCCCCAAGACAUUCAACUCCUCCAAGACCAAGCUUAAGCAAACACAACUUCGACAACCCCUACAACGUUCAACCGGGUAAAGAGGACAAGACGAUGCCAAGCAAAAGUGACCCCAGGCGCGCUGCUCAGAUGUCCUAUCAUGAGCAAAAGAAACAGCAGCUUGAGAAGGAGCUUGAGAUACUCAGGAGACACGAAGAAGAAAGGAUGAAACGCAAAGAGAAGGAGAAACAGCUGCAGAAAACCAAGCCGGAUGGUCGUGAGGUCAAGCCGGACAGACGUGAAAAGACCAAGGGGGACAAAGUCAAGACUGGGCUCCAGAGCCGGGAGCCGGUGAAACCAGUCAGUCGUGGAUCUACGUCUGCACAAAAGCCUGUUAUAGAACACAAAGCAGCAUCCUUGGGGAAGUUCAAGAUUCCAAAGCUCAAGAAGUCUGAACCGGAGGUUACGGAGAAGCCAGUAACGUCAGAAACUACUUCUGAUCAGGCGGUGCCUGACCCACAGACAAAGCCACCAGUGGCAUGCCACCAGGAAGAUACAGUUUCCUCAACUGUUGACACCGAAGAAUUAGUCGUGAAGCAAAAACGGAAGCGGCGGGUCGUCGUUAUCUCGGACUCAGAUUCGGAGUCUGAAGUGGAGAAGACUAGUAACGCAGCACAGGAAGAAAGAAAAAACAAGACCAGCGUGAAACAACCCGGCGAGGAGAAAGGUCACUGUGACGUGGAUCGUCUGAAGCAGUCAAAGAGUGUUGAAAAACAACAGCCAGAGUCAAGCUCGAAAAUGCAUCACAAGCUCACUCCCGACACCAAGACAGCCACUGAAAGUGAAUCUGAUGCUUGUGAAACGGUGGAAUCAGACACGGAUAGGACGGAUACCGAGCAAACGCCGACCACAGCUGAACUAGCGCAGAGCUUCAAAAAGAAACCAAUGGUAGUGCUAACUCGCACGAUCGCCAAAGCGCCAUCGGAUGCCGAUAAGGGAAGCGAGGUCCAUAGUUCUAAACCAUCAGUAGCAGAAGUACAAGUGGAUGCUACCGCCGUGGAACAAAAGCGGAGCGAGGCUGACGUGACGACCGAAAUUGUGAGUGACGACACCUCCGAUCUGCAGCCGAAGGAGGAUAUUCAGCAGGAAGACACGAGCACAGUGCCUAUCGAUUCCGACCUGAGCAACAGCGCUGCUGACGUAACUGCUGGUUCUACGGACCUGGAUAGUCCGGCGGUGAAGACUGAAACGGAAUCGAUUGAGCCGGAAGAGUGCAUGUACUGCUCUUUCAACGGAAAGAAAGUGAUCUUUCACUAUGUCAUGUCACAUCCAGGGAAGCCCAUUCCUGUCAAGAUGCAAAAAUCAUUCUUGGAAAAAGCGGUUCAAGAAGAACUUGGGCCUGGAGAUGAUUCGGCGAAGAAGCCUCUGCCGGAAGAUUUGGAAGCGAAACUGCUCAACGAUGAUCUCAGCUGGAUCCCACCAUCUUUGAUGUUUGACUAUAGCAUCGCAUGUCUGUACUGCAAAUUCACUGCCUUAAACAAGCGGCACAUGCUGCAACACAUUGCAGACCAUUUACAAUCCGGUACAUCGGCGCCUGAGGACUACUCCAUGAAGUGUAGGUUCUGCAAAUUCAAAACUGUCAACAGUCAGGAGCUGUUUGAUCACAUCACCUCGCACACUGGGGAGUAUCGUUACUCUUGCCAGCAGUGUGGAUACAAAGUGUUCCGCAUGUACUUUCUGAGGAACCAUAUCACCAACCUGCACAAGGACAGUACAGUGGAUGCUAUCUCGAUCGAGGAAGCUGAUAUUGGCAACGGAUGGAUGUACGGCUAUGCCUGCAAGCUGUGUGGUUUUGUUCAGCUCCACGAGCGAAACCUCAAGAAACACAUGGCUGAUUCUCACGAGGGGAGUACGGACUAUACCAAGAUCAACAUGUGCUUGAGAGGACCUUCUAUAGACAUCAGCAAAAAGGUCGGCGAGGCCCUCAAACGCAUGAAGGCGGAUGACGAGAAGCGAGCUGCUUCACUGCCGCCGCCGAUCGAUGACAUAACUGUAUUUGCAGUUGGCGAGCGCUGGCUGAAAGAACUGUCUGCUGAGGAGGCGGUCCGGAAAGAGCACAUGAACGCGCUGAUGGCGCAAUACUCAAAGAAGCUGGCGGUGCCGCCUGGUCCGUCGGGGAGCGAGCUUCUGCAGAGGCUGCAGUGCCAUGAAGACUCACCAGUGCGGUACCUCGAGGACAUGCGACAACGCGCCCUAGAGAAGCCGCCCAAGGUGGACGAAUCCGCUGAGCAGGAAGGCGAUCUGGAGCAGAGCCAAGAGCAGGGUCCGGACGACAAAAAGGGAGACAGCGACUCGGACGGUGCCAACUCGGAGCCGCCAUGGGAUGAGGACACCGGCGAAAGCGAGGAGGCCGCUCAGUCACAGCCACUGGACGAUGCUCUGUGCGAGCUGCAGGCGGUGCGGCCGGAUGACCCCAACGAGUUUGGGUACCAGAUCACCAUGAAGCUGGCGGCGGCGCUGCGGCCUCCGGCGCCCGAGCCGCCGCCGACGGAUGGUCUGUCCGGUGUCGUCAUCAAGCAGGAGCCGGCUGACCAGUUAGGCUUCAGCGCCGAGUCGGACGCCAGGGCUGCCGCCGGACUCAACUCGAUGAACGCCGACCUCGAGUCGCUGAUGAACGACUUCGACCGGUUCGAGCGUGAGCAAGAGCCACAAGAGCCGCCCAGGCCGAAACUGCGCAUCCGCAAACUCAGCGGCGAUCUCCUCUCGUCAGAUGACGCUUUGGGUGGUGGUCUCGGUGGCCUGACGAUCUCCAGUGUAAUGAGCCUGACGGGAGGCGCCGAGGCAGACCCUCUACAGACAGAAACGCCUGCCAAGAAGGUGGACGACCUGUUCUCGUUUCCGCCGGAGGGCGAGCGGCGGCCGUGGAAGCACUUUCUGACGCUCAAGGACCAGUCAAAGGUGAUGCGACUCAUGUUUCACAUGCAUCACAAGUCGGCCUACAAGUGCAACGCCGUCCACUGCAGCCUGACCACCAACAACGGCACCCUCUUCAAGCUGCACCUGCGCAACCACGAGAAGUGCGACGUGUGCUCUCCGGACGAGACCUCGUACACGUGCAUGAACACGCGACUGGUGUGCGUCUACUGCGGCUACAAGGGCGCCGACCUGGCCGAGCACGUGUACAAGCGGCACGCCAUCUCCCAGUUCCAGUGCGGCUACUGCUUCUACCGCACUCGACAGAACGCGUACAUGCACGAACAUCAGCGCCGCUGGCACGCCGACAUGCCGACGUACUUCUUGCAGUCUGACCCGGCCAACCCGCCUCCGGGCCUGAACUCCUCUCAUCUGGUCGAGACUGAGAUGGUCGGCGAGUCUAGUCUGACGCCGUACAUCUGCGCUCAAGACGGCUGCGAUCGCGCGUUCAUCAAGGCGGCGGUGCUCGAGCAGCACUACGCCGAGGCCCACCCAGACGCCAGCGUGUUCCCGUGUCACGUGUGUGGCCUGCGCACCGACUCUUUCGCCGCCCUGAUCGGGCACUACAUCGGCCACGGCUACGUCGCCUACCACUGUGCCUACUGCACUUACGCCAACCAGGACCAGAAUGACGUCAAGAAGCACCUGAUCGAUUUCCACCCUGAUGAUCCGCCCAAGUGCUACGCCAGGAUACCAAAGUCCAUGGACGUGGUGCUCGGUGUGCCGCCGGCCGCUGCUCCCCCGCCGCCGCCCCAGGUGCCGCCGCCGCUGCCGACCCUGCCGGUGACGUCAGUGAAGCAAGAGCCCGGCCUGGGCUCCGAGCUGCCGCCGGCGCCGUCCAGUCCGCCGGCGGCCGACGCCGCGCUGGCCGCCGUCAAACAGGAGCUGGAGUCGGAGCGGCCGGCGUCCGAGGAGCAGGUAGAGCUGGAGGAGGCGGCGGAUCCUACCGGCGGCCCACCGCAGGCCCCCUCACCGCCCGGCGAGCCGGCGCCGCUGCUGGGCGAGGACCUGUACCGCUGCGGCAACCCCAGGUGCUACGAGCGCUUCCCCACGCUGCCGUCGUUCAAGGACCACAUGCUGAGCUGUCCGCACGGCGAGAACGGCGUGCUGCUCUGCUUCCACUGCCCCAAACAGGUGAAACACGUCGGCACGGCCCUGGAGCACAUCCGACAGCACGGGCCUAAACGAUACUCGUGUGCGAUGUGCGACUUCUGUGCGUCCAUGCCGAACGCGGUGACCAAGCACCUGAAGCAGCAGCACCGCAUGUCGAGCUGCACCACGCUGCCACUGGUGGCUGACCGCGCCGACCCCGAGCGCGACCAAUUCGUGGUGUACCCGCGCCAGUGCGUGCCGCGCGCCGAACAGCCGCCGGCCGCCAGCGGAGCCGAACAGAAGAGCUUCGGCGUGGAGGAGAUCGACCAGCUGCCGCACCGACCCGUGCUCUUCCGGGCGAUGCAGUGUAAGCUCUGUCCGUACAGCACCAAGGUGACGCGCAAUCUGCGGAAGCACCUGCUGUGCCACCGGCGCAGCGACGGCACUGCGCCGCUGCCCGUGGCGGCGCCCAUCAACCCGCGGCCUUGCGACCAGCGCGGCGAGAAGAUGUUUGACAAGAUGGCCAACCUGGCCAGCAGCUCCGGCGAGGUGGGCGUGCCCAGGAAGGCCGAGGAGCUGUCGCCGGCCGACCUCGAGCGGCUGCCCAAGGAGGUGACUGAGGACAAGCGGUACAUCUGCAGCAUCCCCGGCUGCGUGUAUCUGACGCUCAACGACACCAUGCUCAAGUAUCACAUCCAGGCGCUGCACGGCCAGAUGAUCACCUAUCCGUGCCCGCACUGCACCGACCUCUACAUGAUCCCGGACAAGCUGAGCGCCCACCUGCGCCUGCACGGGCCGCGCCUGUACAAGUGCAAGUACUGCAUCUACAACCACUACCAGCGCAGUCUGGUGACGCGACACGUGCGUGACAAACACCCGAUGCUUCCGCUGGCAGACGUGGUGGUGCGAGAGCCCGACGACGACGAGGCGUCGCGGCCGCUCUUCAAGCCGUGGCGCUGCGGACUGUGCAAGUACCAGGCGCUGCUGCAGCUCGAGGUGGUCGAACAUGUGGCGACUGGGCACGGCCUGAGCCGCAACCAGUUCAAGUGCGGCCUGUGCUCGAUGCGCAGCUCCGUGCGUAGCGAAUUCGACGAGCACUUCGCCACCAAGCAUCCCGACGAGCCGGUCUCGGUGUUCGCCCUCUACUACAAGGUGGAGGAGGCGGACGCAGAGGCGGCGGCCAAGGUGGAGCAGUGCCAGCCCAUCUGGCAGCGCAACAACCCGCGCCGCAUUCGUCACGUCCGCGGCAUCCUCAUCGAGGAGGUGAAGGUGGCGCGCGGCUCGCCGAUGAAACGCAAACUGUCCACCGGCCAGAAGUCGCCAGUGAAGAGGCCCGCGCUACCGUCACCACCGGCUGGAGCGCUGGCCAGCCGAAACGGCUCGAAGGGGGCGGCUGGACAGGCGCGUCGUAGGGCCAUCAAGAGGGCGCUCCGACACACGACUUCCGGGAGGAUGCGGCAGCCGGCGGCGCCGGAGGUCCCGGAGCCUAAACCUGAUCAUGAGCAUACGUCGGAGCCUGACCAGACGUCGGAGCCGGAGCCGGAGUCUCCACGGAGGGAGGAGCCGACUGAGGCCGACGGUGCGGCCCCGGCGCGGGCCACGGACGAUGAGUUCUUAUCGCUGUUCGAGUCCAAGUCGUGCGAGCUCGGGCCCAAGGGUGACGCGGACGUGGAUGCGAAGCAGUUCGUCUGUCCCAGGUGUAAGAAGUACCGGACCAGGCGGAAACGCGACUUCACCAUGCAUCUGUACAAGGAGCUUGGCUACAACAGGUUCGUGUGCGGCAACUGCGGCCACAUGAACACGUCGAUGGCCAACAUGAAGCGUCACCACGAGAUGAUGCAUAAGGUGGCCCGGCUGCCCGAGGCCAUCGUGCCGCUGACUCCCGACUCGGCGCAGGAAGAGUGGAUUGAGGCGGUGCUGGACCACCAGGAGCGUCAGAUCGAGGGCAGGCCGCCCGCCGACGAGGAGCCCAAACAGGAGAAGCAAGAGGCCGGGCCCGAACCUAAGCCCGAUGAAGCGGCGCCGCCGACAGCAGAGCCGGAGCCGGUUCCGCAGACGGCGGCUGAGGAAGAGCCGAAGUCUGAGGCCGAGGCGUCACCGAGGCGGGUGGUGCCUCCGCCCGCGGCGGCGGCCGAGUCGCCGUCGGCGCCCAUCUACAAGUGCGGCUUCUGCGACGAGCGCGGCACCAUUCCGCAGCUGCGCGGUCACUGGAAGGCGCAGCACAGCAACCAGCGGUUCAAAAUCAUCAAACAGAUGCAGCGGUACGCCUGCAACCAUUGCUCGUUCAUGACGGCCAAGCUGCCCCUGCUCCGCGCCCACCUGACAAACGUGCACCCGGGUGCACCUAUUACCGACUUCACGACACGUGCGCACGAUCGCCAGGUCCGCUACAAGUGCAGAUGGUGCAAGGAGACCCGUUUCGCAACUCGAGCUAUUGGUGAAGCGCACCACGCAGAGAAACAUCCACAGCUGGAGCUCAAGGUGGAAUCGUACACGGCACGUAAAGCGGAGCCGAGCGUCGCGAGUGCGCCACUGUCGUCACACCCGAUCGAGCCACCUUCUGGUGACUCUGAUGCCGGUGAUCUGAGGUCUGAGAGUGCGUCUGUCGUGGACGCCCCAGCGGCGGCGGCCGGGCCGUCGUCGACACCUCCAGCUGCCCCGCCGGGCUCGUUCCGGUGUCCCCUGUGCAGCUACACGGGCUCCCGCGUAACCUACGUUGACGCCCAUCUACUAUCGCACUAUAAACGCUACAAGUGCGAGACGUGUGGCUACGUUGACGGCAUGCGCACCGUCGUGUCUCGCCACCACGCCCGAAAGCAUCCGGGCGAGCCGGAGCGGGUCGUGCUGCUCGACCACCUGGAGCGCGAGUACCAGCAGAUGAAGCGAUCUGUGCGCGACCAGUCGGGCCCGGCAGCGGCACGCGGCGCCUCGCCGGCCCGCUCUGACAUCACUACCGGCAGCCGCGGCAGUCGCGGCACCAAACGCUCCACCGACGGCGUCAGUCCGGCCAGUAAGAGGCCGCCCGGCCCUGCGUCGGCGACCCGAUCCACGGGCCAGUCUCCCCGCGGUGUGGCGCGCAAGUCGACCGCUGGCGCGCGGCUCAGUUACGCGCGCGUCGGCCGCGGCGUGGCGCUGAAAUCGACAGGUGGCGCACGCCGCAUCGCUGCGCCCUACUCCUUCUACGGCACUAAGCCGCCGCCAGUGAGCAGCUUUUCGGAGGUGACCACGCAGCUGACGCUGGGUGGCGCCACGUCGAUGCGUGUCAACGUGCCAACUCUGGCGCAGAUCGUCAGACUGUACCCGCGCUGCUGCGUCGUGGACCUGCGCCAGAAGCCGCUGGCGUUAUGACAGGUCGCCGCGGCGGCUGGGGCGCGGGCACGGGACGACCUGUGACCGUCCCUGUGUUCAGGGUGGGUGUGGGGAGUGUUGGAUCUGACCUGCGGCGUGGGAGGUGUCCGAUAUCGCGUGUUGUGUGAAUUGUCCAGGGUCGGUCCCACGGGUGGUACCGCUGGGUCGUGGCAGCGCCGGCACCGACCGGCCGACCGGCCGCCAUUGUUGCAUCUAGUCCAGCGCCGCUCAGGGGUCGACCGAGUCGGUCAGCGCUGGUUUUAUUAUGGCUGUGAGCGCCGUCUCUUGUCGAUCAUUGAGCUUCAAUACAUACCACAUUUGUAAGAA
This is a messenger RNA of Amphibalanus amphitrite, 10209 nucleotides long. RefSeq lists its product as uncharacterized. Lineage: Eukaryota; Metazoa; Arthropoda; Thecostraca; Balanomorpha; Balanidae. The transcript is spliced from 15 exons. The record is from RefSeq and is a predicted model, not a curated record. Gene Ontology annotation, cellular component: nucleus. Gene Ontology annotation, biological process: regulation of gene expression. The coding region runs from base 250 to 9882 and encodes 3210 amino acids. Gene Ontology annotation, molecular function: RNA binding.